AUUGUAACUAUCAUUGGUUAUAAUUUUCACUUGUUAAAAUAAAUCGUAAGACGCGUAUCUUAUUUAUGAUGUAUCUUUGGUAUAUAGGUGUGUAUUUUACGAACUAUAGUAGUAGUGACAAAUUAAUUUGGAUUAAAUCAAUAUAUAAGACAUAUUAUUAACUUGAAAGGUUGCAAACUAACCGUCACAACGGGGAUCGAACAGUCAGCCAUGUCCGUCUCUCAGAUGGAAAAGAAUUUGUUCAACUUAAAAUUUGCUGUGAAGGAAUUGGAGAGAAAUUCCAAAAAAUGUGAGAAAGAAGAGAAAAUAGAAAAGGCCAAGGUAAAGAAGGCAAUACAGAAGGGAAAUAUGGAAGGGGCAAGAAUACAUGCUGAAAAUGCAAUUAGACAAAAAAAUCAAGCAUUAAAUUAUCUACGUAUGAGUGCUCGUGUUGAUGCCGUUGCCAGUAGGGUGCAAACUGCAUUAACAACAAGAAAGGUUACACAAUCUAUGGCUGGUGUAGUCAAAGCAAUGGAUGCUGCAAUGAAGUCAAUGAAUUUAGAAAAAAUAUCAGGUUUAAUGGACAAAUUUGAAAGUCAAUUUGAAGAUUUGGAUGUUCAAAGUUCAUACAUGGAAAAUGCAAUGUCACAAACAACAACAACAAAUGUACCACAAAAUGAUGUUGAUGCAUUGAUGCAACAAGUAGCAGAUGAAGCUGGUCUUGAAUUAAACAUGGAACUUCCACCUGGACAAUUAGGAAGUAUUGGAUCUUCUAUAGCUGUAAGUCAGGAACAGGAUGAACUUACACAACGGUUGGCACGCUUAAGAGAAUAAUACCAACUUAUUUAUGUAAUAAAAAUGUUAUAUAUUUACAGCUUAAAUGAAACAGAUACUACUAAAAUUGAUCUUAGUGCUCUAUAUUUUAAUAGUGUUAUACCAAAUGUUAGUUACAUUGUGAAAUACAUGUAGAUAUCUAAAAUAAUACCAAUCUAAUUUCUAAUACACGAGUAAAUAAUACACAGUGUAACUAAUAGUUAUUAUCUAUUAUAAUGUAAUUAUUUGUAUAUUAUAUAUGUUUAUAUAUUCAUAACAUUUUUAUUAUAUAAAAUCAAUUUUUGCAAUAUAAUUUUAAUAAAUUUUAGUUCAAUUUAUAUGCUUAUACAUACAAUCAAUAUACUCUUUGUACUUUAAAAGUCAGGGUAUUGUUUAAUAUUUUUUUGAUGUGAAACAUUUAAAAACUUAAUAUAUUUGUAAAAUUAUAAAAAAGGAAAAAUCUAAAUAUUGUACUAUUUUGCAAUAAUAACGUUUACAACUUAAGAUGAACAAGAUUUAAAUUAGAUCACUAUGUAUUCUUUAAAAUUCCGAAAAGCAGGCAUAACAAAAUGUUUACUAUAUUUGACAAUAUUUGUUUUUAAUAUUGUAAUAUUGCAUUAUUAAUAGGUAUAUAGGAAUUUAAAUAAGAUAAUAUAUACUUUUUUAUUCUUAUUAAUUUUUUUUUAUAUCAAUAAUUCAAACAAUUAACAUGCACAGGAGUAUUUGUUAAAGCACAACAAUAAUUAUAGAAUAUUUAUAUAUUACAUACACAUAUGUAAAUAAAAUCCUAUCUCUGUAAUGCUGAUAAAUGUUUGUUUCAUAAGUUGCUACUAUUUUUUAUGAACUUUUUGGUCAAUGACAUUAAAAUUUAAAUACAAUUUAAAACUUUUUCAUUUAUUACUAUGGCAUAGAAAGAAAAAAAAGAAAAAAUGUUGAAUAUUUCAUUAUAAAAAUGAAGCUAACCUUAAAUUCUUGCUUUAGCUUUCAGAAAUGAUUCAUGUAUGUACUUGUGUAAUUAUUUAUAAAAUAUUUAAUAUAUUACUGACUUAAAAAAAAACAAAACCAUAAAGAAAAUUUUAAUAUAAUAUUAAGAAAAACCUUAUCUUAUAAUAUAAUAUAUUAUUUUUAAAGGAUCAUCAGUAGUACUUAAUAAUUAUGUUAUAUCAUCAUAAGGAAAUAAUUUCUUAAUUUCCAUUUGAGAAUUUUUUUAUCCAAAGUGUAUCAUAAGGCACAGCUUGUUUUAAAGUAAUCUUUUUUUCUUGAUGUAAUUCUAAAAAAGAGAAUUUUUUUUUGAACAUUAAUUUUUUAUUAUAAAAAUACUUUGUAUAUAAAAAAAUAAGAGUUUACCUAAAAGUAGUAAAUAACAAUAUGCCGCAUCGGCUUUACUAUAUUGACCAGGUGGAAUAACGUCAAUGAAUCGAACUAAUUCUGUAUCAUGCCAGAGAACUUCUAAGAGUGCAAGCAAAUCCAAUUUUGUUAACAUACAUGACUGCGAGAGUUUAAUAGUUUCCUGACUAAAAAGAGAAAAUAAAUAAGUAAACACAUGUUAUUUUUAGAAGCUGUAAUAUUAUAAUUAGCAGUAACAAUUAAAUAUAUAUGAACUUAAUUAUAUUGUAAUUAUACAUAAUUAAUCAUAUAUAUAUGAUGUUUACUAUAUUUAUAUUAUGAAAAUACAUUUUAUAAAUGAUAUUUCGCAUUUAUAGUAAAUUUUUUAACUUACGACUGAUCUAUUUUUUUUUCAUGGAUUGUCAAGUCAGGACCUGUUCCAUUUCGUGCAAUAUUUAAUAGACCAAAGUCUUGUUCAAUGCUUUGUAAAUCUAUUUGUUGUUCGACAUUUGAGAUAACUAAUUCCUGCUGUGAACUUUCCAAUUCACGAACACUAAUUUCUUUAAUAGAUUUUCCAUUUGCAUCAAUGGACUUUAUCGCAGAUAAUUCAGCAAGCAAUUCAUCAGACUUAUUGCUUCUUUCUACCAAACGUAAAAUUUCAGCAGCUAGAAAUUUACAUUAUGUUAUCAUUAGAUUAAAAUAAUUGAUAAAUAAUAGAAUUUGUUUUUUUUUAUACAGGCAAUACAUUUUUCUAGCAAUGGAAAUUCAAUUCGUGCUUUCUUCCUUGUAGAUGAUAUAGCAACGUGCACAUUGAAAAGUUUAAUUAAGGGACUAUUCCAUUUGUUUUUGCGAAUAGAAAGAAAUCUUGCUGGUGCUGCUUGAAAAAGAAUUUCUAAUGUUGGUAUAUUCACAUUAUUUAUACUUAAUGGCUAAAAAAUAACAGUGGAUGAUUAAUGUUUUGCAUUAAUUCUUUUAUAUAAUGUAAAUUCAUUUUUGUACAAAAUCUGAAUGAACUUACAAUAGUUUCGGCAUUGACAUUACUUAUCCACUUUCUUAUUACUUUAUGAUUGAGUUUUGUAUUUUUAUCAGCUAAUUUUCUUUUUCUUUUUGAUUUUAUUUUUAUCUGUUGUGGAUCUUCAUGCGUUGAUUCCAAGUUUUGUAAUGGUUCUAUAGAAUAGUCUGAAGUAGGAAUAGGAACAGGAACUACUUCAGUUUCUGGUAUUGUUGCAAUAUCAGCUUUAUUUGAAAUUGUUAUAUCUUCGAACCUUAACUUAAAUAAUAACUCUCAAAUUAUUCUUAAUUGUUAGUAAUAAUAAUUUACUUGUGUGAUAAAAUACAUACGCGUCUUCUUUUGGUUGGUGUUUCUAUAUGUGUUAUUUCAGUAGGUUGUCUUUUACGAGGUGUUAAAUAAGUACUCCCUUCUGUCAUAAAUUCUUCCACAGUUACAUCUGGUAAUGUUACCUUUUUAAAUGCUGUAUGAUGUUCCUCAUCUGAAACAUAAACAUAUUAUAUCAAGUGUA
This is a messenger RNA of Vespa velutina, 3638 nucleotides long. It is a transcript of the gene Chmp1, whose product is annotated as charged multivesicular body protein 1b. Lineage: Eukaryota; Metazoa; Arthropoda; Insecta; Hymenoptera; Vespidae. Gene Ontology annotation, cellular component: ESCRT III complex; multivesicular body. The transcript has 4 exons. The record is from RefSeq and is a predicted model, not a curated record. The coding region runs from base 211 to 813 and encodes 200 amino acids. Gene Ontology annotation, biological process: protein transport; endosome transport via multivesicular body sorting pathway; late endosome to vacuole transport.